This is a messenger RNA of Phlebotomus papatasi, 2591 nucleotides long. RefSeq names its product serine proteinase stubble-like. Gene Ontology annotation, biological process: proteolysis. The coding region runs from base 242 to 2500 and encodes 752 amino acids. The transcript is spliced from 3 exons. The record is from RefSeq and is a predicted model, not a curated record. Gene Ontology annotation, molecular function: serine-type endopeptidase activity. NCBI's taxonomy places the organism in Eukaryota, Metazoa, Arthropoda, Insecta, Diptera, Psychodidae.
GUAAAAGUGUCAGAUGAAGAUGAGACACAAUAGAGUGUGUGUUGAUGAGGCUACUACCUGUGGUCAAGUGACAAUCAUGUGGAAGCCAAAUGAAAAAUAGCCAGAUUCAUUGCAUUAUACAAACAGGUUUAAACACAACGUGAAUUUCAGUGCCAAUGUUUUUUCCCGAGGUGUCUGAAACAUCCAAAGUUGUUGCUUCUCUUAUUCAGUCAAGAACAUUCAACAGAGUUACACCAAAGUGAUGUAUCACGUCGUUGCGUGGCUCUUUUUCGUGCAAAUAUAUCCCAAUGUCUGCCAAGAUGGCAUUGUGUUCAGGGAUGAAAUGUUUGAAGUGGGAAGUAUGUGUCUAAAUCCAACAGGACCAGGAGUCUGUACCUUUGCUGAAAAUUGUGGAAUCACUCUGACUGAAAUGUUUCAUAGACAACCGACAAUUUGUUACUUUCAUUUGAACCGUAUUCCAGUAAUAUGUUGCCCAGCUAGUAGAGUCAUUCAACGCAUAGACAAAACUCCUCCGAAGAAAACAACCACAUCCAGUUAUAUUCCUACAACACCUAGUGAUAUUCCUAGUCCUUCAACUGAAGUCCCAAUUAUUCCAAGUGAAGCUCCAAUUACUACAAGUAGUAAACCUACCACUGUGACUGAUCUAACGGAGCCUCCAGAACUUCCUCCCAUGCCUUCAAAACUUCCUCCCAUUCCUCCAAAACUUCCUCAAAUGCCUCCAAAUCCUGAUCCAACUAUUUCUAGUAGUGAUUCGAGUGUUUUUAAUGAGGAUCCUCAUCUUGUGAGUAAUAUUCCAAGUAUUUCAAACACAGAUUCUAAUAUUCCAAACGAUGACAGUAAUAUUUUAAAUAAUACUCCAAUAAUAUUGCAAAACGGUACUAGCCUUCAAUUUGAAACUCCAACUAUACUAAAUACCGAUUACGAUCUUAUGGAUAAAGAUCCCGAUAUUUCAACUUCCUUCCCAACACUAUCAAGCAAUGAUCCUACAGUCCUUAAUAAUGCUACAACUCCUUCAACUAUUGGCUCAAUUCUACCCAGUGAGAUAGACGAUAUUUCAAGUAAUGACACCUUAAAUUCUAUUGGUGAUCCUAAUCUUGUGAGUAAUGAUCGACCCUUGAAUGUGCCAAAUCUUCUUUUUGAAGAUCCUGUUAUUCUAAGUACCGCUUCAACUGCUCCGAACAAUGAUUCCAAUUCUUCUGAUAAUGAUCCUCUAAUGAUUGGUUUUCCAAUUCCGAGUUUAUCUGAAACUGAUUCGAACCUUUCUGGCACAAUGACUAAUCCAUUAAAUAAUGGUUCUGGAGUAUCUGAUGAUCCUAGUGCUCUUUCCAAUAAUGAUUCAAAUCCAUCAAUUAAUGGUUUACCUCUUCUUUUUGAAGAACCAGUAAUUUUGAGUAAUAUUUCAAGUUCUUCAACCUCUUCAACUAAUCAAUCGGAUUUUCCAAUUCGGUCAAGUGAAGAUUCAGCAACGACUAGUGAAAUACUUGAAUCUCCUGAUAGCCCAAUUUCUAUUAACACUAAUUCAUCCACUUUGCAAGAUGAUUCACCUGCCUUUCCUACCCUUAUUCCUGUUCUGACAAAUGUUGCUUUGGAAAGUUCUUCAAAUACAACGGAAACUCUUGCAUCAGGAUCACUUAGAGUGAGCGCAAUUAAGUGUAGGGAAUAUACACAAAAUUACACUUCACAGACAAUCACUGAAUCUCAAAUGUCAAAUUUCAACACUGAUGUUAUUGGUGGUGUUUCAUCAUCUCCUGGGGAAUUUCCCCAUAUGGCAGCUCUUGGCUACGAAGAUGCUGAUGAUGCAGAUAUUGUAUAUUUUUUUUGCGGUGGAAGUCUCAUAAGUGAAAGGUACAUUUUGACCGCGGCCCAUUGCUUCUUAAGGAAUAGUGCAGAAUUUGCUCGUUUGGGUGAAUAUGACAUCACAUCGGCUGCUGAUAACAAUAAUGUGGCGGAUUUUGAUAUUGCAAAUGUAAUAACUCAUCCUCAAUAUCGGAGCUCAUCUGUCUACAAUGAUAUAGCAUUGGUUUUGCUGGAUACAGAUGUUAUAUUAGAGCAAUUUAUUCGACCAGCUUGUCUCAAUUAUCAAGAAGACACUAGUAGUUUCGAAUUAGUUGCUACAGGAUGGGGCCACAAUACAUUUGGCGGAGAAGAGACACCUCUUUUGCAGAAAGUCAAACUUGCAAUUUUCCCCACUGAAUUAUGUUCUAUACACUAUGCUACCGAACCUACAUUGAGAGAUGGUAUACUAGAUUCACAGAUUUGUGCAGGAUCCAAUUCAGCAUUAAGAGAUCCCUGUCAUGGUGAUUCAGGUGGGCCUCUAUCGUAUCACAUGAAAGACUCAAAUACUUCCAACAAUAAUUACUACAUCGUUGGCAUUACGUCUUAUGGAAAGGAAUGUGGCACAAAGGUUCCAGCUAUCUACACACGAGUAUCAUCCUAUCUCGAUUGGAUUGAAGAAAUUGUAUGGAAUGAAAAUACUUUUAACGAAAACAACACAAAAUAGUUUCAUCACAAAAAGUUGAUAAUAAAAUGUAGUAAAGAGGUAUUUUGCGGAAUAUGUAAACGGGUUUUGCUAAUUAAAUGGUAUCUCACAA